Triticum aestivum (bread wheat) is the source of this 3200-nucleotide messenger RNA. RefSeq lists its product as uncharacterized. The record is from RefSeq and is a predicted model, not a curated record. The transcript is spliced from 3 exons. Lineage: Eukaryota; Viridiplantae; Streptophyta; Magnoliopsida; Poales; Poaceae. The coding region runs from base 7 to 1071 and encodes 354 amino acids. Gene Ontology annotation, molecular function: zinc ion binding.
AGAAAAAUGGAGGGAAAAGCCGCAGAAGCGACGGAAAACUCUCUUCCUGUUCCCCAAAUGCGCGCACAAAAAAAGAUGGAAACCUACUCCGACCUCGGCACCGACGGCGGCAAACCUGCUCCGACGAAGCCGGCGAUGGAGGAACCACGCGCCGCCACCACUGGAGGUCCGUCCAUAGUUGGCCCCGACGCUCCCCCCGCCCCCCAGCCGGGUACCGCCGCCGGCGCGAGGAAGCGGAAGGCCCCGACGACGGCGACAGCAAAGGCCGCCAGGAAGCCUCGCAUGCCGCAGGUUGAAGAACCAAUUCAGAUGCAUGUGUACUAUGGACUUAGAGAAAUGUUUGACAGCGUUCAGGGCGAUGAUUUAGUUGCAGAUUCGUUAGACACUUUUGUAGAGAACAACUGUGCACACGUCAUCGGUGAGCUACCGCUGCAGCCGCAGUCGAUGUCAUUGGUGGAUCUACAGCUCUGGAUCUUCAAGUUGUUCUGGCUCCAUCCAGAAACACAAGAUCUCGCUAUUAAGGGGUUCCGCAAACAACACAAAAGUGACUCCUACGACGACUCCUCUGAACUGGACAGUUAUUUGGAGUACUACCCGUGGGACAUACAUUACUUUAAGACUGACAAGUGUUGGAGUUCCUUUGCCAAUAAAUUGAAGAGAAAAAGAAAUGUGACACAGAAGUUCAUGUUGUAUGUGCAAUCUUCUGAGAUAGAGCAUUAUGACAUUCUGCUCAAAGCUGUAAAUGAUGAUUAUUAUCAACUGGCGACGGUUGUGUUGCCUGGGACAAAAAGCCUGUCAAGUGGCUUCUCCUUUGGUGCCCUUGUGGAAGACUUGACAAUGACAGCAAAGGAAAUUGGAGAUUAUCUCACUGGUCAGUUUGGUGAGCAGAUUAGUCCUGGUGAGGCGUGGAGAGCAAAACAGUUUGCUCUGGAGAGGAAAUUUGGUACAUUUUAUGAUUCACACAACUUUGCCCCGAGGUUACUUAAGGAUAUAGCACGUAAAAACCCUGGUAGUUUUGUUGACAUCAAGGAUGCAGAGGUUGCAGGGUGUAAAGAUUUCCGAGUCCUCUAGCGUAUGUUUUGGGCAUUUGGACAGUGCUUACAGGCCUUCCGUACUUGUCGCCCUGUGCUAUGCAUCAAGGGCACACCUCUAUGCGGGAAAUAUCAAGGGAUGCUGCUUACUGCUGUAGCAUCAGAUGCUAAUGGUUUCUCCUUUCCAGUAGCAUGUGCUGUCGUUGAGGGCGAGACCAAGGAAAGCUGGUUGUGGUUUCUUAGGAAUUUGGAGCGAGCAGUGGUGCAUCAGUCUGUCGUGUGCAUUAUACACGACUACAAAAGGGAUUUGAUCAAUGCUGUGAAGGACCUUCUGAAUUCCCGUGAACGACAGUGGUGUAGAGCAGAAAGUCGGUGGUGCAUGGAAGACUUUGCUGAAAACUUCUUUGCGUAUUUUGGUGACAAGAAGCUUGUGAUGAUGUUCAAGAAACUUUGCCAGCAGAAGUGACGCCAUAAAUUUGGUAAAAUCUGGAAGGAGCUAGACGAGUUGACGUCCACAUAUAUGGCGGAGAAAGAACAUGGUGCUAGUGAGGAAAUGCAGCAGGAAUCAGUCGAGCAUGAUGUGGCGGAGCUUGAGGCGCAAAGCCCAUGCAACCAACAUGAUUCAGUGGGGAAUAUGAAGGAAGGAGAUCACGCCGAUGACAGCAACAGAAAGAUAGCAAAGUUCUCUGACUGGAUAGAUCAGAAACCAAAGGAGAAGUGGUCACUGGCAUAUGACAGCGAUGGAGCAAGGUAUGGCAUCAUGGGCAGUGAUAUAGCUGAUGUAUAUAAGAACGACCAUGUAUUGAAAGGGAUAGCAUGCCUUCCGCUCAGUGCGAUAGUGGAGGUGACAUUCCUGCGCUUGGUAAAGUACUUUGAAAACACAAGUGCUGCAGCAAACAAAGCAAUCGGCAACCCAGCAAUUAACUUCCCGGAACGUGUCCAGGUUGACAUGAAUUCGAAAAUGCAGAAAUCCGAGACGCACAGACUUAUGUACACGUAUGCCGAUGAAAAAAAUUAUCUCGGUAAGGUUGUGGAUCGAAAAUUUACAGUUAAGGGAAGGAAGAGGGAGGUGACUGUUCACCUGAAGACGGACUAUACCCUCAGCAUGAAUAAGUCUGAAGGAUCCACAAUUCGAAAAACUGCCACCUGUUCAUGCAGCAAGCCGCAGGUACUUCACAAGCCCUGCUCUCAUGUUAUUGCCGUCUGUUGUGAGAUUGGGGUUAGCACUGCUGCAUACAUGUCCCCAUACUACAGCCUGCCCUAUCUAGUUCGCACCUCGAGGCAAAAAUUCAGUAAGUUCUCACACGACUACAGAGAUACGGUACCACGCUACUUCAGAGAUACUGUACUAUUUGGAGGCCAAGCACCAAUUUGGAUCCCAGACAAAAGACUGGAGUGUGGCCUUCCUGUUUGUCUACUGCCGGACUGCAUGCAAACUGCCGUGAUCGAGGAAGAACAAUAGUGCAGAACUGAAGAUGGAUCAGUUGCAGAAAAUCAAGGAUCUAAGACACGCUCAGAAGAACUUUGCCAGAUUUGAGCUUCUAUUAUUGUCUGUCAAACUCCUAGCUGUUAAUAUUUUGGAUGCUUAAAUGCGUUUAGCUGUUGUAGUUAAGCUAUCCUAUGCAAACUCUAAACCUCUAUUAUUAUUUGCAGUGCUUCCUUGUUGUUCUGGAAACCAAAGCUCUUAUUUCUUUGCUAGUCGGUUGCAGUUUGAUAUCUGCAACUCCUGUUUGCUCAAAUGCUAAAUCGUUGCAGAAGACAUCACUUCUUGGCUGAUGGUGUGACGGGCAUACCAGCUCAGUUGACAAAAUUGUGAUGGGUGCUACAUGUCCCUCAUGAUCGUCUGCCAGUAAUGGUUAAUUAUCAACACUUUUAGUGUUCUUUGAAUCUCUUUCAGUCAGCGGUCCAUCCUGAACUGGACUCUUGGGCACCUCUAUGUCUCGCUUACAGCGAGACGUAGUGAAGUCUCGCGUCAGGGGAGCGCCAGAUAAGCAGGCCCAGGCAUGCGGGAGGUCAUGGCAUCGUUUUUUUUUCACGUUUUUGUUAUCGUGUUUUCUUUCUUUUCUUAUUUCCGUAUAUACUUCCAGAUAUUGUAAGUAAAACAUUUGAAAAAUGUAAAAUGUGUACAAAGCAAUGUAUAUGAUAAAAAUGUUAACCAAGCAUUUAAAA